Messenger RNA from Pongo pygmaeus (Bornean orangutan), 1300 nucleotides. It is a transcript of the gene MFAP2, whose product is annotated as microfibril associated protein 2. Bases 318 to 866 code for a protein of 182 amino acids. Lineage: Eukaryota; Metazoa; Chordata; Mammalia; Primates; Hominidae. Gene Ontology annotation, biological process: embryonic eye morphogenesis. The record is from RefSeq and is a predicted model, not a curated record. Gene Ontology annotation, cellular component: microfibril. The transcript is spliced from 9 exons.
CGUCGGCGGGUCCCCCGGCGCGGGGGCGAGGGUGCCAGGCUCUCUGGGUCCCAGAUCCUGGGGCAGCCGCGGAGGUUCCUGAACCCCGCGCCUUCAGAGCGGACGCCAAGGGGGCACCUGGAAAGUUUGGGGUUGCUCUGCAGAGAGAACUCGAAUUGGGAAGGGCGGGGAGCCCGAGUUUGAGGGGAGCCAGAGGGUGAAAUCAGGGGAUCAAAGGUGGGCUCUGCUGUCCUGGGUGUGGCCCUGGGUAGAGCCCUCCCACCGGUCUUUCCCCAGCUGUCCUCUCUGACACCACCCCGGCCUGCCUCUUUGUUGCCAUGAGAGCUGCCUACCUCUUCCUGCUAUUCCUGCCUGGCCUGCUGGCUCAGGGCCAGUAUGACCUGGACCCGCUGCCGCCGUUCCCUGACCACGUCCAGUACACCCACUAUAGCGACCAGAUCGACAACCCAGACUACUAUGAUUAUCAAGAGGUGACUCCUCGGCCCUCCGAGGAACAGUUCCAGUUCCAGUCCCAGCAGCAAGUCCAACAGGAAGUCAUCCCAGCCCCAACCCCAGAACCAGGCAAUGCAGAGCUGGAGCCCACAGAGCCUGGGCCUCUUGACUGCCGUGAGGAACAGUACCCGUGCACCCGCCUCUACUCCAUACACAGGCCUUGCAAACAGUGUCUCAACGAGGUCUGCUUCUACAGCCUCCGCCGUGUGUACGUCAUUAACAAGGAGAUCUGUGUCCGUACAGUGUGUGCCCACGAGGAGCUCCUCCGAGCUGACCUCUGUCGGGACAAGUUCUCCAAAUGUGGCGUGAUGGCCAGCAGUGGCCUGUGCCAAUCUGUGGCGGCCUCCUGUGCCAGGAGCUGUGGGAGCUGCUAGGGUGGUGCUGGCAUCCUGAGUCCUGGCCCUCCUGGGAUCUGGGGCCCUUGGGCCCUGCCUGACCUGGUGCUUUUUUCCCCAUCCCCAUGUUCCUUUUAUUCUGUAAAAACUUAGUGGACUGCAGCCCUGGGGGUUGCAGGCUGCGGUGCCUCAGGCCCCUCCUUCAGCCUGUGGCCACCUCUGGGGCACGAUGGGGGCUCCCCACUGCCCAGUCUGCCCCUCGGGUUGGGGGGGCAUCCCAGGCCUCUCUGUGGGACCUGGGCCCCUGAUGGGCCUUCUCAGCCCGUUUUGAGGACAGACAGUCCCCCACUCACAGUCCCCCGAGGUAGGCUACGCCCCCCCCCACCCCAGCUGGUCUGCUUGGAUUUCCUACAGCCCCCCUGGGCAUGGACCACCUUUAUUUUAUACAAAAUUAAAAACAAGUUUUUACAAAA